AUGCCACAGCACUACAAGGAACAAGUCGAGACUGCCUGGAAACUAUUCUGGGCUCCUAUCAUCCAAGAAGCAGCCAAGCGCGACCCCCCAAAACUGACCGAUGAGGAAGCCAUGAAAAUAGGCAUGUUCCGGAUGCACCACAACUUGAUGGACAUGUUACUUCAACAAUUCAAAGGCAAGACCCUCGCGAACACCAACUGUGUCUCCAUCAGGAACUUGGCUAAAUGCUGCCUCUUAAAGUAUGUGCAAUCUGGGAACAUGGACAAGCCCCCUCCUAUGCCGGACUACCAUGAACACAAGGCUUGA
This is a messenger RNA of Seminavis robusta, 306 nucleotides long. Lineage: Eukaryota; Bacillariophyta; Bacillariophyceae; Naviculales; Naviculaceae. The record is from the annotation of a GenBank genome assembly.